Messenger RNA from Chara braunii, 2022 nucleotides. The record is from the annotation of a GenBank genome assembly. Lineage: Eukaryota; Viridiplantae; Streptophyta; Charophyceae; Charales; Characeae.
UACCUGUUGACCCCAAAUGUAUCUACUCCGAAAUAGCCACCAAUAAAUUGGUUUGUGCACUACACUGCGGUAGGCACCCAUAGUGCAUUAGUGCAGAUUGUGUACAGUGCUGUAGCUUAUGAGCGACGAGGAGGACACUAGAGAGGACGACCGAAUCUUGCGAUCGGCAAGGCGCCCGAUUGCCCACUUGGCAUUAGGACCAGAGGGUGACAGGUACCUGUUCCGCCAGCGUAGAGAUAGGUUGCAGCAGCAGAGGAGGGCUAGAGCAGCAGAGGCUAGCCGGGCACUUGGACCGGGACAAACACAGUGGGUACCAAAGACGGCCAUCGUCGCUCCUAAACCCUUCACAGGGGAUAAGAGAGGCGAAGACCUUGACACAUGGUUGAGGGCAGUGCCGGUCUAUGUCAAGUGUAAGCUUACCUUGCCGCACGAGGAAGUGCUUGCGGCUGCAUCCUAUCUAGAGGGUAGUGCAACAAGAUGGUUGAGCGGUUUGGUGCAACUACAGGGAUACGGUCACGACUUCCGCUCUUGGGCACGCCACCAGAAACUCGAGGACUUCCUCAAGAUGGUGGAGGAAAGGUGGCAUGAUCCUCAGGAGGCUCAAAAGGCCACUGACUCGAUCUUGAUACUGCACACGAGGCAGUUUAAGUCAGUCAGGGAGGCCACCGACGCUGUAGAGCGUCUGAUCUGUGUCCCUGGGGUGCGCUAUGUCCCCCAGGUUUUACUCACCUCCUGCCUGAGAUGCUUUCCAACGCCUCUCAGGAAUCAGUUGGCAGGUGAGGCCGACAUCAAUGUUCACGACUUCCCCUCGUUUAGCAAGAAGGCCCUAGACCUUGAGGCGAAGAUAGGGCAUGGACAUAACCCCACAACGGACGGUAGGAAGAAGACACUGCCUCCCAACUGGAAGGCGAAGGGUCGCAUUAUGUUUGUCGAUAAUGAUGGUUCAACCAUUGAGCUAGACGACAACUUCCAAGCAGGAGUAGGUUCAGAGGCUGGCAGCAUAGAAGCUUCAAAGGGUGGAGUAGUCGUUGCCGUAGCUCAAAAAGGGGUUGUAGAGAGGGAGGUCGUCCACGCGAUAGAGAUUAUCCCAGGGUCUAGCAUCCUGAAGGGUAGGAUCUAUCGGAUGUCUCCAAGCGAGCUCGAUGAGCUUCGCCGACAGCUCAAGGAACUCGUAGAGAAGGGUUGGGUCCGACCGAGUGUCUCUCCUUAUGGAUCUCCAGUACUAUUCAUACCUAAGAAGAAGGAGGGAACACUUAGGAUGUGCAUUGACUAUAGGGGCCUCAAUGCCAUCACUGUCAAGAACAGAGAGGCCCUACUGCGGAUCGACGAUUUGCUAGAUAGAGUGCAAGGGUGUCGGUACUUCAGUAAGAUAGAUCUGAAGUCCGGGUACCAUCAUAUUGCAAUUCGUCCCGAGGGUCAACACAAAACCGCCUUUCAGACCAGGUACGGUCUGUACGAGUUUGUGGUGAUGCCUUUCGGUCUUUGCAAUGCUCCUGACACCUUUCAACAAGCUAUGAAUCGGAUAUUCCAUGACUACUUGGAUAAGUUUGUCAUCGUGUACCUCAAUGGCAUACUUAUUUUUAGUAAGACUGUCGAGGAGCACGUUGCGCACUUGGACAAACUCCUCCGUCUCUGGCGACAACACAAGUUCAAGAUCAACGGUGAGAAGUGCGAGUUUGGCUGCACCCGUGUCUUAUACUUGGGUCAUGAGAUUUUGGUGGAAGGGUUGAAGCCCGAUGACGCGAAGGUGGCCAGCAUUCGUGACUGGCCGCGUUCUCAGUCUGUGACUGAGAUGAGAUCUUUCUUCGGGAUGAUCGGCUACUAUCGCAAUUUCGUGAAGAGCUAUAGCAUAGUUGCCGCCCCUUUGAUUGAUCUGACGUGCCUUGACACCGCAUGGGAGUGGACUGAGAGAUGUGAGGCUGCUUUCAGACAUCUGAAGCAUUAGUUGACGCAUUGCGAAGUCUUGAAACUUCCUGAUUUUGAUAAGCCAUUUAUGGUAACUGCGGAUGCUAAGCCAAUAUG